Molecule: messenger RNA, 1165 nt
Organism: Phyllotreta striolata
Lineage: Eukaryota; Metazoa; Arthropoda; Insecta; Coleoptera; Chrysomelidae
Source: the annotation of a GenBank genome assembly
CGAAACCGAGACAUUCCUCAAUCAGAAGCCGGUCAAAAUGCAUAUGAACAUUCGCCAGUAUUUCCGCUGGGAAAUACUGAUUUGCCGAAUAUGCGGCGGUUGGAUCCACGUGGAAAGCUCGAAAUUCGACUACUUAUACUACUUAUACUGGGCAGUGAUUAACAUAUCAACGGUAAUAUACAUCCUGCAAAAAAUCAAAUACGUCACCGAUUUCGCCGGCGAUACAUACGGAAUCGUCGGGGCCUUCUUCAUUCUGCCCAUAUCCAUGACGGCCAACGUGCGAAGCUACUCGUUCUUCAAGUACAGGAAGGAAUUCAACGAGCUGUUCACCUCUUUGGACGAAGACAUAUUCCAGCCGCAGGACGCCAACGAACUGGCCAUCAUGAGCAAAAUGUUGAAGUUCUUCUCGUUCUACCAGCACGUCCUGUACGUCUGGUCCGGAGUGACGAUGACUGGCUGCCAGAUGGGCAAAUUGGUUUUCGGCGUUAGCGACCAGCCGGACGAUGGGCAAGAACAUUGCGAAGCAGCAAUGUCCACGAAGCACGGUUUGUUCGUUUAUCUGUAUCAAACGAUGUGCGUUACCAUGCUGUUGGUAUUUAAUUUAAUAUCGGAUCUGUUUAUGGUCGGAUUUUGCCUGUUUCUGGGCGCCCAGUGCGAUAGGUUGUCUUACAUGCUGGAGAAUCUCAAAGAAAGAGACGUGGUGGAUAUCAAAGCGCUGGCGGAAUACUACAAGAGAAUUUUAAGAUUCGCUUCGAACGUGGAAAAAUUGUUCGGUACGAUUUAUUUUACGUUUUUCUUCGCUUGCUUGGCUGCUUAUGGUACUACGUUGUUUAUGUUUUCUAUUACUGAGCCACUUUCCUUUAGGUAUUUCCACAUGAUCGAAUAUAUUUGUGCGAUAUUCGGUAUGCUAUUUACACCCUGUUGGUUUGGAACGACUGUUAGAAAGAAGAGCGAGAAACUUCAAACAGCGGCUUAUUCGGCCAAUUGGGUGGAUUCGGGAAAGAAUUUCAAAAAUGAUCUACUCAUUUUUAUGAGCAUGGUGCAAUCGCCUAUUCAAUUUCGAGCUUGGAAUUUGAUUCCUUUGAAUUUAGAAUCUUACAUGGGCGUCGUGAAAACAUCGUUUUCUUAUUAUACUGUACUCGAUAAUAUGAUAAUGAAAAAAGAA